GUGACCAAUGUUUGGGAUGACAAGAUAUGAUGAGACUAAAUUAACUUUCUGUUUUCUGAAAUCUGUUUCAGCAACUAUACCAGAUCCUGACAGACUUUGAUAUCCGGUUUUAUAUGUAUGAGCUGCUUAAGGCUCUGGAUUACUGCCACAGCAAGGGAAUCAUGCACAGGGAUGUGAAACCUCACAAUGUCAUGAUAGAUCAUCAACAGAAAAAGCUGCGACUGAUAGACUGGGGCCUGGCAGAGUUCUACCACCCUGCUCAGGAGUACAAUGUCCGUGUAGCCUCGAGGUACUUCAAGGGCCCGGAGCUCCUCGUGGACUAUCAGAUGUAUGAUUACAGCUUGGACAUGUGGAGUUUGGGCUGUAUGUUAGCAAGCAUGAUCUUUCGAAAGGAGCCCUUCUUCCAUGGACAGGACAACUACGACCAGCUUGUUCGCAUUGCCAAGGUUCUGGGUACAGAUGAGCUGUAUGGCUAUCUGAAGAAGUAUCACAUAGACCUAGAUCCGCACUUCAACGAUAUCCUGGGACAACAUUCACGGAAACGCUGGGAAAACUUUAUCCAUAGUGAGAACAGACAUCUCGUCAGCCCCGAGGCCCUAGAUCUUCUGGACAAACUUCUGCGAUAUGACCAUCAGCAGAGACUGACUGCCAAAGAGGCCAUGGAGCACCCGUACUUCUACCCUGUGGUGAAGGAGCAGUCCCAACCUUGUGCAGACAACGCUGUGCUUUCCAGUGGCCUCACGGCAGCCCGGUGAAGUCUGGAAGGCGACGGGUAAUGCGGCAUUGAUGCUUGCCAAUAAAAUCAACCAACCAAACACAAAUCUUGAAGGAAACUACAAUGUGAUAAAAAGAAGUUCUAGUCAUUCCUUCUAAAUGCAAAGAAGAGUAAAGACCUAAAUGUCAAAAAGAAAGAAAGAAAUGCCCCAGUACUAGUUACUACAGGGAGCCGCCAUUCUGGCAGUGUGACGAUGCACAUAGUUCAGGAUCUGAGGGAACACUCCCUUUGGAAUGCAUGGGAGAUGAGAGACUCGGAGUUGUUGUGCGUUUGCGUUUAUUUAACAGGAGACCGCUGUUGAAUUAACCUGUUCAGUCAACAAGCUCUGAAUAUCUGACUUCCUAUCUAUUCCACUGUGGUCUGGGUUUCCUUUGGUGAGAUUCAGGCUCAAGUUUUAGCAAAAUGUCAGCAGUCUAUACUGACACACCAGCCUCAUUUACGAAAAGGAGAUAUUAAAACAGUGACAGUAUUUUUUUUUUAAGCUCUUUUACAAAUUCAUGUUUUAUGUAUUUUUUUAUGACAUGAGCUCUCUAGGAAAUGUACCUCAUCCCUGCAGUUUUCUUCUAAGUGUAUUCAUUUGGGAGCAAACUGCAGUCACUCUCACAAGGGUCCCCUUGGCUGUCAGAAGGCAUCACUUUAAACCUUGUGACGCUGUGUCCAGGGCCGUCUGUCUCCUCAAAAGUUCGAUGCAAAGUGCAUAACUUGGAGCUCACUGUAACCUUUGUUGAUUUGCCUAACCAUAAAACCUUGUUGCUGUUUUUUCUGUGUAGCCUUUUUUUUCCUUUUGCAGCCUUGUAAGGAAAGCCUCACCAUUUCCCAGCACAUACAUCCGUGUGUGUGUGUGUGUGUGUGUUGUGUGUGUGUGCCCGCGCGCGCGUGUGCCUGUUUUAACACACCUCUCUGAAAGAGACUUUUUGGUCACAACCAUAGUGAAAGCUGGAAAGUCAGUCUUCAGGCAGGCUGUGGAGGGAGAGAAACAUCCUAUUAGAAUGUAUUUAGGAAAGACCUGUUGGGUCAGAAAAAUGUAUUCUCCCCAACCCCCCUUUUUGCCUCGUUUUAUCCUCAUGAGAAGCAGUUUCCCUCUGUAAUCAGGGUAACCUGCGUUUUUAAGCUCUGAGAGGUACCACAUGAAUGUGAUGGCAAAGCUGAGUCUUUCUCACUUGCAGGGACAGGUUGUGUGCAGGGCCAGCCCACUCCCAGGGAUGAGCAGAGCAUCAUACAAGGGGCUUGGUGAGGAUUUGGAGCACAUAGAGCAAGUAUCAACGCUUGGGACCCAUGGCACUAGCCUUCAUGUUAGCAAAGGAAGCUAGAUUCUGCUUUAAAAAGUAAAAAAUGUAGAGCUGAUGUCAUUUUGGGGACUUGUCACCAGUAUGCUUUGCAGGCAGUCCCCCCUCACCCCAGCUGCAGAGCCAUGCCACAGCUGUGGGAACUUGACAGCUAGGCCAGAGCUGGAGGUGUCUACUUACAUCAUACUUUAGGAUUUCUUUGUUAACUAUUUAAUAAUGCCAUACAUUUUUAUAAGGUUAGAUUGAUUGUUUGAAAACCUCUGUUUACAUUCCAUAUUCCAAUAAAAUCAUAUUGGUAUUGGUAGCAGG
Messenger RNA from Herpailurus yagouaroundi (jaguarundi), 2370 nucleotides. It is a transcript of the gene CSNK2A2, whose product is annotated as casein kinase 2 alpha 2. The coding region runs from base 114 to 755 and encodes 213 amino acids. NCBI's taxonomy places the organism in Eukaryota, Metazoa, Chordata, Mammalia, Carnivora, Felidae. Gene Ontology annotation, cellular component: nucleus; cytosol; protein kinase CK2 complex. The transcript is spliced from 7 exons. Gene Ontology annotation, molecular function: ATP binding; protein serine/threonine kinase activity. Gene Ontology annotation, biological process: regulation of chromosome separation; peptidyl-threonine phosphorylation; peptidyl-serine phosphorylation. The record is from RefSeq and is a predicted model, not a curated record.